This is a messenger RNA of Soboliphyme baturini, 1212 nucleotides long. Lineage: Eukaryota; Metazoa; Nematoda; Enoplea; Dioctophymatida; Soboliphymatidae. The record is from the annotation of a GenBank genome assembly.
AUGUUCAGAGAACAACAGCAUCAUUCGAAACCGGAUGUCACCGCCCACUUAGUGGAUAAACCCUUGAAGUCGAGCGACAGCUCUCUGUUUGACUACUCAUCGGAGGAAAAAAUUUCAGAGGCUUGUCAGCCAUUGUGUCAACUGGCCAGUAAACCUAUGCCGAGCUUGACGUUCAUCGCCGAAUCACUGAAAUCGGUGAAAACGAAGCCCGUGGUGCUGCUUGACAGGAUAAACGUUAACAAACAAACCGUUGAUUCAGAAGUCGCUCAAUCGAACAAUAAAAAAAAGCGUGAAAGAAAAAAUUCAAGGAAAUUUUUUAUUUUAAAGCGUCGACGGGUCAGGCAUAUUUCGCCGGUUGACUGUGGAAACAACACCAAUAACGUUAUCAGUCAAAUAAAUGCUCGUGAAUUGUUCGUUGAGCUUGAGGAUAUAAAGGACGUUUUGAAAUUAUCCGUGAAAGAUGUAUUUAAAAGCGGGCCAUCGUCGGUGGUACCGUUAAAGUCGCGCCAUUUUAAGAACAGGCCCAAAAGAGAAAAGCAGAAGGAAAUAAAACGGGUACAGCCAACUCCUAGGCUCAGUGGACGCCGCCAUAAUCGAUCACUAACGACUGCCUCACAUAGCAGCAGUUCAAGAGGAUGCAAGUCAAACUAUGACAAACGGCAUGACUCGACAUCAAGUGAACAUCCGUCGUCAUCUUACCCGUUCAUGGAUAGUAUAUUGCUCGAUGAAACCAUACAGCCGGUUGUUAGCCUAGAUAUGCUAGAUCUAUCGUUGAUCCGCAUUAAUCAUAACCGCGUUGAUCUCACUGCCCCUGAAUGCGAGUAUUUGCUCGCUGCUUCAGCUUAUCCGCAAAAUGUAAUGCAUUCUGAUUUGGGACAGAAUCACAACUGCCUAGAUUCAAAAAAGGAUCAAGAGAAAUCGCAGAAAGUUUUUGCGAGCUCUGUUUCGAACGAUCAGUACGAUUUGAGUCAAGGUAAGGAUGUGGCAGUCGACGAACAAGAGAAAAAUGUGACAGAUGAUGAUGAUCAUGUUCACAGUUCGGUGGCCAGUUUCGAAGGGUCGUUCAAACAAGAGGUCAGUGUUGAAUACGCUUUCGACAAUAUCGUCAACGAAGUUGCCGUUUUCUGUUGGCCACUAAGCUCUUGUUGUUCUCUGGACAUCUCCUCUCGUGUGCAGAAAGUCUCUGCAGUCGAUUUGAACGAUGAAAGGUAA